AUGUCUAGCACACAGUUGAACAUUCUUGUGAUCGGUAACGGUGCCAGAGAACACGCAAUUGUCUGGAAGUUGGCACAGUCCAAGUCCGUGAGUAAAAUCUAUGUUGCACCUGGAAAUGGUGGUACUCAAGUAUCUGACAAGGUUGUUAAUGUUCCUGAAUUGUCCGGUUCUCCUAAAUGCUUUGAAGCGUUGGCGAAGUUUUCUCUUGAGCACCAAAUAAACUUGGCUAUUCCUGGACCAGAACAACCUUUGGUUGAUGGAAUUUCAACUGUGUUCACCAAGAUUGGGGUACCAGUGUUUGGACCCUCUGAAAAAGCUGCUGUGAUGGAGGGAUCCAAAGCAUUUUCGAAAGUAUUUAUGGAUAAACACAACAUUCCUACUGCUAGAUUCAAGAACUUCACUUCCGUUGAGGAUGCUAAGAAGCACAUCCAAGAGAUCGAUUACAACAUUGUCUUGAAAGCUGAUGGACUUGCUGCUGGAAAAGGUGUAUUGAUUCCAGAAACUAAACAAGAGGCCUUGCAAGGAUUAGACGAGAUUAUGGUGGCUAAAAACUUUGGAAGUGCAGGAGAUGAGAUCGUUAUUGAAGAAUACUUAGAAGGUGAUGAAUUAUCUAUUUUAACCAUCACUGAUGGUUACUCUUUUUUCAACUUACCAGCUGCUCAGGACCACAAAAGAAUUGGCGAUGGUGAUAAGGGCUUGAACACCGGAGGAAUGGGUGCCUAUGCACCUGCUCCAAUCGCCACUCCAGAAGUUUUGGCCAAGAUCGACAGCAAAAUCAUCAAACCAACCAUUGACGGAAUGAGACAAGAUGGUUACCCAAUGUGUGGUGUUUUGUUCACUGGUAUUAUGUUGUCGCCCACCAAAGAACCCAAAGUAUUGGAGUACAACGUGCGUUUUGGAGACCCUGAAACCCAAACUGUUUUGCCAUUGUUAACUGAAGACACUGAUUUGGCUCAGGUGUUCUUGGCUUGUGCUGAACACAGAUUGGACUCUGCCAAGAUCGAGCUUAAACCUAACACAUUUUCUACAACUAUCGUGAUGUCUGCUGCUGGAUAUCCUGAAUCAUAUCCUAAAGGUGACGAGAUUACCGUUAAGACCCCUCUACCAGCUGACACUUAUGUUUUCCAUGCUGGUACUGCUGAAAAAAACGGUAAAAUAGUUACUGCUGGUGGCCGUGUAAUUGGUUCAACUGCAACUGGUAGUACCGUAAAAGAAGCUGUUGAAAAGGCUUACGCAGGUGUGGAAUAUGUUAAGUUUGAAGGUAAGUACAACAGAACAGAUAUUGCACACAGAGCCUUCAGAGAUGCUGAGGUGGCUUCCAAGAAGGCUGGUGUCACAUAUGAAGAAUCUGGUGUUUCUGUUGACAAAGGUAACUUAUUGGUAGAGAAAAUCAAGGCCAAGGUGAAGUCGACUGCCAGACCUGGUGCCGAUUCUGAUAUCGGUGGAUUCGGUGGAUUGUUUGACUUAGCUCAAGCUGGAUAUAAAACUGCCGACACAUUAUUGGUGGGUGCCACCGAUGGAGUUGGUACUAAAUUAAGAGUUGCACAAAUCAUGGACAUUCAUGACACUGUCGGUAUCGACUUAGUGGCAAUGAACGUCAAUGAUUUAGUAGUACAGGGUGCUGAACCAUUGAUGUUCUUGGACUACUUUGCAACUGCCAAGUUAGAUAUCAAAGUGGCUGCAGAUUUUGUUUCAGGAGUGGCUGAUGGAUGUAUCCAAGCUGGGUGUGCCUUGGUCGGAGGAGAAACCAGUGAAAUGCCUGGUAUGUACGCCCCGGCCAUUAUGAUACCAACGAAAGACAAGGUUUUGCCCUUUGUUGAAAAAAUGCAGGCCGGUAACGUGAUUAUUGGAUUGAAGGCUAACGGAUUACAUUCCAACGGUUACAGUUUGAUCAGACAUUUGAUUGAGUCUUCUACAGACUAUGACUACACUUCUCCUGCACCAUUCUCCACAACUGGAAAAACUCUCGGUGAAGAGAUUUUAACCCCUACGAAAAUCUAUGUCAAGCAAGUGCUUGCAGUGAUCAAAGAAGAUUUGACCUUGGGAUUGGCUAACAUUACUGGUGGAGGUUUAGUGGAAAAUAUUCCAAGAUGUUUGCCUAAGCAUUUACAAGCUGUGUUGGAUAUCAACACUUGGGAAGUUCCGGAAAUAUUCAAAUGGUUUGGUCAACUAGGAAAUAUUCCAUAUGCCGAUAUCUUGAAGACUCUUAACUUGGGUAUUGGUAUUGUGUUGGUGGUGGAAAAGCAUAAUGUUGAAGAGGCUAAGCGCAUUUUAGUGCAACAAGGCGAAGAGCCAAUUGAAAUCGGUGUUUUGGUGGAAAAAUCCAAUGCUGAUGAUGCUGGAUGUAUUGUUAACAACAUUGACGGGUUAUACUAA
Messenger RNA from Yamadazyma tenuis ATCC 10573, 2376 nucleotides. Lineage: Eukaryota; Fungi; Ascomycota; Pichiomycetes; Serinales; Debaryomycetaceae. The record is from RefSeq and is a predicted model, not a curated record.